AUGCUCACCUGGAGCACGACCAACGGCUCCGCACGAGGCAGGUCCUCGUCGAGCUCCAGAAGGAAUAAAGAAGACGUCGCAGUCAAAUUUCUGGAAUCUUGGGACAACGCCGUCUACGAUGGCGUCUCGACAGGAGGUUCGAUUCUUUACCAAUAAUUUUUCUUUUCCGUUUUGUGAAAAUUUUUGUUUUAAGUGGGUCUAAACUUCUCACUAAUUUUAACUGGCUUCCGAAACUGUAAAACUUACAGACAUGGCUCUUGACGAAGAAGCUGCUCUGUGGAGGGACCAUUUUGUCCACAUUCGAAUCGUUGGAAAACCCAUUCCGAUCUCUUCAUCACAGUCUCAACUUCCAUCUGUUGUGGGGAAGAAGGCCGACGUUUCCAGAAGCGCUGCAACGGUGAUUUCGAGUCAGAAACGUGUUAUAUUGACCGGAAAUUACAGAUUUCUCGACCUGAAAGGCCGAGGAAGAAGCCGAAAGACACUGCAAAGAGCGCAGACGCUUCUUUACCCAAGAUAAAAGCUCAGAAAGGGAAAUAA
Caenorhabditis auriculariae is the source of this 537-nucleotide messenger RNA. The record is from the annotation of a GenBank genome assembly. Lineage: Eukaryota; Metazoa; Nematoda; Chromadorea; Rhabditida; Rhabditidae.